UGACAUCUGACGUCACAAGGAAGUGAAGUUCUCUUCGCCGAAGGCUCGCUCUUUUCCAAGAAAAAAGUGGGAUUAACUGCAUAAACAUCAGCUCAGUGAAGGGCAAAUAAAGGUUCGACAGGCCUGUUGACAGCAUACGUGUAACGUGGGGUAGCUCAGGGAGGCACGACACAGUACGGAAACCUUUUCUACCCACAACACGACCAGCGGACAGCGACUGACUACACUUACCAGCCAUGGGCUCUAAGAGAGUGGCCAUUAUAGGAGCCGGGGUGAGCGGACUCACUUCGAUCAAGGCUUGUCUGGAGGAGGGGCUUCAGCCGGUCUGCUUCGAGCAACAUGACGAUCUCGGCGGCGUGUGGUACUACUCUGACGAUGUCAGACCCAACCAGGGCGCCGCCAUGUACCGGUCUCUCAUCACAAACUCCAGUAAAGAAAUGAUGUCGUUCAGCGACUUCCCCUUCCCUAAGGACACGCCCCCCUACCUGCCGUACCACCGCGUGUACACAUAUCUACAGGACUACGCUCAGCACUUCAGCCUCAAGAAACACAUCCGAUUCGGUACACAGGUUAGCCGCAUACAGAAGACAGAAGACUUUGAUGAGACAGGACGGUGGGAGGUCCGUACUGUACAGACGGGUCACGGCGAUGGGGAACAAACAGAGAUCUUUGACGCUGUAAUGGUGUGUAACGGCGUGUUCGCCCGGCCCUACGUUCCCGACGUGCCUGGUCUGUCGGACUUCGCAGGUGUCACCAUGCACAGUCAGGAGUACCGGACUGCCCAACAGUUCACCGGGAAGAAAGUGGUUGUUGUAGGGGCGGGAAACUCUGCAGGCGACGUGGCGGCGGAGAUCGCUCAGGUGGCGUCACAGGUGUACCUGAGCCUGAGGGACGGUGCCUGGGUUCUCCCCCGCCUGGCUCAGGCCGGGAUGCCGCGGGACAUGAUGCUGCGCCGGGUCCUGAUGAACAUGCCCGAGUUCAUCGUCAACAAAAUCAUCAAGGGCGAGGCGAACGCCAGAGUGUGUCAUGACAACUACGGGCUGACGUGUCCAGCUGAACCACUCAAACAUUCCGUCAUGGCCAAUGACGAAAUAGGUUACAGAUUUGCCACUGGGCAGGUCGUGACGAAGCCCCAGCUGUCCCGGUUCACCCAGCACGCUGCUCGGUUCGCGGACGGCAGUACAGUGGACGGACUGGACGCCGUGGUAUUCGCUACGGGCUUCAACCUGGCGUUUAAGUUCAGUGACGAGUCCCUCCUUCCUAGUAAAGCGGAUGACGUGAACUUGUACAAGUUGGUGUUCCCUGCGGAGCUGACAAAACCCACCCUGUCCGUGAUCGGCUGCCUGUCUACCAUCGGGGCACAUCCUCCUAUCUACGAACUGCAGGCUCGCUGGGCCGUCAGGGUGUUCCUGGGUCUGAAUAAACUUCCCGAUAAGGAGACCAUGCUGAAUCGGAUCCGCUCCGACAAACUGGAGCUGAAGCAGCGGUUCGGCCACGUCAAGCUUCAGAUGCUGAACGUGCCGUACCGGGAUGACAUUGCCGAAGAGAUCGGAGUGAAACCAUCGUUUUGGCGGCUCCUUCCUCGGGACCCAAAACUAGCUUUCCUCUGCUACUUCGGCCCCGCUUUCUCUGUCCAGUACCGCCUGCUGGGGCCACAUCCCUGGUCAGGUGCAGCUGACCACGCCAAGUCAGCCCUGGCUAACACCCUGUACCCCUUCAGGUCACCUGCACUGGACAAGGAACAGCCGUUCCUCUCAUUGGCCAAGAUUAUGAAGUUUGUCUUGUUGUUGGGGGUGCUGGUGGUGGUGUUCAAUCGUUUUAUGUAAUAUGAAUUCAACCAAGGAUCUCAAAUAUCUUACGGGGUGGGGUGGGGUGAUGUAGCCUCUGCCAGGCUUCGGGAGGAGGCAAACUGCUCUCCCCAGCAGACCAACUCCCCUGCCAAUUGCUCUAUUUGGCCGAUUUCUACUCAGGCUGUCCAGCCGCCUCCCGAAGCCUGGUAGAGGCUAGGGGUGAUGUAUUUUGGGGUUCUUCAAUGCUUCAUUGAGAAUCCUUCACUGAUCAGAAUCAGCAGUCUUUCAAGCAAAUAAUGUCGCUGUCUUAAAUGGAGUUUCUGUAACAUAGUUAUGUGAUAUGUUGUUGCUUUACUUACUACGCUAUGCAAUAUAAAAUGUUGGUUCUUCAUCUUAUUUGCCAACUCUUUUACAAUUGGUCAAUUAGUCUGGUGUGUCUACCAAUACAAUGUAUAUACAGCUGGAAAUUAAACGUAGUAAUACACUUAACAAUGGAGCUCGUUUGAAUUUUACAGCAAAGCUAAGUGACUACAAAUGUAUGAUGUAACAUCAUAAUAUGUCAUGGAGGUCCCGGGAAGAAUAAGUACAUAGUCUCAAACGAUAGUGACAGUGACUGGCACUGCAGAAGUUUAACAUAGCAAAAGUUAAACUUCGUAAUAACGGUGGAUUAUAUUGAUAAUGGUUCCAUAAAAACUUUUCCUAAAAAGGUAUGGCAAACUGUUA
Branchiostoma belcheri (Belcher's lancelet) is the source of this 2513-nucleotide messenger RNA. RefSeq names its product dimethylaniline monooxygenase [N-oxide-forming] 2-like. Gene Ontology annotation, molecular function: N,N-dimethylaniline monooxygenase activity; flavin adenine dinucleotide binding; NADP binding. The record is from RefSeq and is a predicted model, not a curated record. NCBI's taxonomy places the organism in Eukaryota, Metazoa, Chordata, Leptocardii, Amphioxiformes, Branchiostomatidae.